Plasmodium vinckei vinckei is the source of this 1296-nucleotide messenger RNA. RefSeq names its product phospholipid or glycerol acyltransferase, putative. The record is from RefSeq and is a predicted model, not a curated record. The coding region runs from base 1 to 1296 and encodes 431 amino acids. The transcript is spliced from 4 exons. Lineage: Eukaryota; Apicomplexa; Aconoidasida; Haemosporida; Plasmodiidae.
AUGGGAAAAAUAAAGAAGAGAAAAAUUGGACAUAUGAUGAAGAAGCUCGAAUAUCAUAUGAUAUCACAAAUUUUAUUUGGGUUUCAUUUGAGAUUAUUUUUAAAUACAGUUUAUAAUAAGCCAUGGGAAUGGGAUAAAUAUCAUAUAUAUUUUUGUAUCCUUAUUAUAUAUAUAUCUAUUAUAGUUAUAUAUGUUCUUAAAAUGUAUUUUUUAUUCUAUAAAUUAGAUUUAAAGAAUUUCCCUGCUGAUAAAAUUAAUGUUCAACCUCCAGUCAAAAAUACUAAAAAUGUUCAUCCUUAUGCUGCUUUCGAACGUCUAGAUUUAGUUAAUAUGAGUAUUUUCAAGUUGAUGUAUGGAGCCACUUUUGUUGCACCUUGGAAAGUGGUCUUAGUGAUGCUUCUUGCCAUUUUUAAUUUAUCAAUAACCACAUUUAUUUCACUGUUCAGUAAUAAAGGAAAUGACACCGAAGAAAAUGUCACUGUAAUAAAAAUAUACUCAAUCAUUUUGAAAAGAGUGUGCAGAAUUCUUUUAUGGUUGAUGGGAGUAAAUAGAAUAGAAAAUCAGCAUUUAUGUGAUAAUGAAUGGCCCAAAAAUAUAGUAUCAAAUCAUGUAUCAGCAUUAGAUCCACUUUAUUUUAUUCAAGAACAUGCGUGUAGUUUUGUUGCAAAAAGAUCAAUACGCGAUGAUUUUUUUAUUGGGUUAAGUAUUAGAGUUUUAAAAUGUGUGUGUGUGCAACGAGAAACAGCUGAAGAUAGAAAAGCCGCAUUAGAUAAUAUACGAGAAAGACAAUUAGCUGUUAAUAAAAAAGAUUCUAAUUAUCCAUCAUUUGUUAUAUUCUCAGAAGGUACUACAACUAAUGGUAAACAACUUAUAUCCCUAAAAAAAGGGGCAUUUAACGCAUUACUUCCAAUAACCCCAGUUUUGAUUGUAUAUAAAUACGACUUCUUAAACCCAGCAUAUGAUAGCAUACCAUAUGAUUGGUGGGUUAUCUUAAUGCUUUGCACUUUUCAGUCAAUCAGCCUAAAGGCAUAUUGGCUUCCCAAGGUGCAUCCACCAAGCAAAGAGAAAUACCCAGAUUUAACGACAGAAGAACUAAUAGAUAUGUUUCAUGACGAAGUAUCAAAAAUUAUGUUUCAAAGCAUGAAAAAAUACAAUCCUAAGGCACCUCAAGAUAUAGAUGAUUAUAAGGAUUGGCCAGGAUCCUUACGAAUGAAAUUUGCUUUUUAUAAAUAUGCUUUAGGAUCAUUGACGGACGAAUUUUUCAAAAAUGAAAGCAAACCAUCCCAAGUUUCCUGA